Messenger RNA from Paramecium tetraurelia, 282 nucleotides. RefSeq lists its product as uncharacterized. Gene Ontology annotation, biological process: regulation of mitotic cell cycle. Gene Ontology annotation, cellular component: cyclin-dependent protein kinase holoenzyme complex; SCF ubiquitin ligase complex. NCBI's taxonomy places the organism in Eukaryota, Ciliophora, Oligohymenophorea, Peniculida, Parameciidae. Gene Ontology annotation, molecular function: histone binding; protein kinase binding; ubiquitin binding. The record is from RefSeq and is a predicted model, not a curated record. The transcript has 2 exons.
AUGAGCUUCAACAACAAAGAAAUCUUGAUUAGCUAUUCUGAUCAAUAUAGAGAUGAUUAUUAUAAUUACAUGAUCGUUUAUCUUGAUCAAAAAAUAUCUGAAAAGAUCCCAAUAGAUAAGAGAGGGUUUUUGCUAAGAGAACCAGAAUGGAGAGAAUUAGGAAUCAAAUUAUUCAAAGGUUGGUUAAAUUAUGAUGUGCACUAUCCAGACCCCUAUAUUCUAUUUUUUAGGAAGAGAGUAGACCCAAGGAUUUAGGAGAGGAAAAUUUAAUAAGCACAAUGA